UAAACUAAAGGUUGGGGAGUGGAAAUUGCGAUAAAGAUGAGUUUGAAACUUUUAUGAAGCAGAAAGAAAGGACUUGGAGGAGAAUUAGAUGUCUGGAAGUUAGGGAGAAGAAAAAAUCAGAUGAUUCUGAGAUUUUAAGCUUUGGAGGAUGGGUGGAUAGUGAUGUCAUAAUAAUGAGAGUUAGAACCUAUAGGAGGAGGAAUAGGCUUGGUUAGGGCAAGUGAGCAGUUUUGAAAAUGAUCAAUUAAAGGCACCAUCUUUGGGACUCCCAGGGGAGGUACAGUAAGAAGGCAGUUGGAGAAAGCAGCAAUGCAGCAAGUGUUGGAUAACCUUACGGAGCUACCCUCAUCUACGGGAGCAGAGGAAAUAGACCUCAUUUUCCUCAAGGGGAUUAUGGAGAAUCCUAUUGUAAAAUCACUUGCUAAGGCUCAUGAGAGGCUAGAAGAUUCAAAACUAGAAGCUGUGAGUGACAAUAACUUGGAAUUAGUCAAUGAGAUUCUUGAAGAUAUCACUCCUCUAAUAAAUGUGGAUGAAAAUGUGGCAGAACUGGUUGGUAUACUCAAAGAACCCCACUUCCAGUCACUCUUGGAGGCCCAUGAUAUAGUGGCAUCCAAGUGUUAUGAUUCACCUCCAUCAAGCCCAGAAAUGAAUAAUUCUUCUGUCAAUAAUCAGUUAUUACCAGUUGAUGCUAUUCGUAUUCUUGGUAUUCACAAAAGAGCUGGGGAACCAUUGGGUGUAACAUUUAGGGUUGAAAAUAAUGAUCUGGUAAUUGCCCGAAUCCUUCAUGGAGGAAUGAUAGAUCGACAAGGUCUGCUCCAUGUGGGAGAUAUCAUUAAAGAAGUCAAUGGCCAUGAAGUUGGAAACAAUCCAAAGGAAUUACAAGAAUUACUGAAAAAUAUUAGUGGAAGUGUCACCCUAAAAAUUUUACCAAGCUAUAGAGAUACCAUUACUCCUCAACAGGUAUUUGUGAAAUGUCAUUUUGAUUAUAAUCCGUACAAUGAUAACCUGAUACCCUGCAAAGAAGCAGGAUUGAAGUUUUCAAAAGGAGAAAUUCUUCAGAUUGUAAACAGAGAAGAUCCAAACUGGUGGCAGGCUAGCCAUGUAAAAGAGGGAGGAAGCGCUGGUCUCAUUCCAAGCCAGUUCCUGGAAGAGAAGAGAAAGGCGUUUGUUAGAAGAGACUGGGACAAUUCAGGACCUUUUUGUGGAACCAUAAGUAGCAAAAAAAAGAAAAAGAUGAUGUAUCUCACAACCAGAAAUGCAGAAUUUGAUCGUCAUGAAAUCCAGAUAUAUGAGGAGGUAGCCAAAAUGCCUCCCUUCCAGAGAAAGACAUUAGUGUUGAUAGGAGCCCAAGGUGUGGGACGAAGAAGCUUGAAAAACAGGUUCAUAGUAUUGAAUCCCACUCGAUUUGGAACUACAGUGCCAUUUACUUCACGGAAACCAAGGGAAGAUGAAAAAGAUGGCCAGGCAUAUAAAUUUGUGUCACGAUCUGAAAUGGAAGCAGAUAUUAAAGCUGGAAAAUAUUUGGAACAUGGGGAAUAUGAAGGAAAUCUCUAUGGAACCAAGAUUGAUUCUAUCCUUGAAGUUGUCCAGACUGGGCGAACUUGCAUUUUGGAUGUCAACCCACAAGCCCUGAAAGUGCUGAGGACAUCCGAGUUCAUGCCCUAUGUUGUAUUUAUUGCUGCUCCGGAACUAGAGACAUUACGUGCCAUGCACAAGGCUGUGGUGGAUGCUGGCAUUACUACCAAGCUUUUGACGGACUCGGACUUGAAGAAAACAGUGGAUGAAAGUGCACGGAUUCAAAGAGCGUACAACCACUAUUUUGAUUUGAUCAUCGUAAACGACAAUCUAGACAAAGCCUUUGAGAAACUACAGACUGCCAUAGAGAAAUUGAGAAUGGAGCCACAGUGGGUCCCAAUCAGCUGGGUUUACUGAUGAUUCGAUAAGGUUCACAAUUAAUAAAACUUUUAAAAGUGACUGCAACAAAUAAACCUUCUACUAAGAAAAUACAUGCACAGAUAGAAGAUACCUGCCAAGCCCAGGCAUUUUUAUUGUGUAGAUUGAAAUACCAGUACACUAUUCUGAAUUUUUAUAUGAAGUGUGGUUGGGAAGGUGUACUAAUAUAUAAUUUAUCUUAAUUUUUCUAACUUUUUAUGGACAAUCUUUCUAUUCAUAUCACAUGAAGAAAUGCGUUGAAGCA
Molecule: messenger RNA, 2197 nt
Organism: Ceratotherium simum simum (southern white rhinoceros)
Lineage: Eukaryota; Metazoa; Chordata; Mammalia; Perissodactyla; Rhinocerotidae
Source: RefSeq, a predicted model, not a curated record